AUGCCUGGUAGAACAAGAACAUUGCCCACCAUUCCUCAGGCCGACGUCGCCUCGCACAACACUGCCAAGUCUUGUUAUGUAACCGUCGGUACAAAGGUCUACGAUAUCACUCCUUUCCUUGAGGAUCACCCCGGUGGUGGUGACCUGAUUGUCGAAUAUGGCGGCAAAGAUGUCAAGGACAUUAUGGACGACACAGCCUCCCACUUCCAUUCAGAAUCUGCUUGGGAGAUUCUCGACGACUAUCUUGUCGGCUUUGUCGCUACCGAGUCUGUCAUGAAAUCCGUUACCGACAGCACCCAUCCGGCCGAUAUUGUACCCCUGCCGCCUUCAGAGACCGGUGCCGAGCAGCUGCGCAAGGACGGUGUCAACCAGCCGCUGUACGAGAACACUGGAAUGUCUUGCGAGGAGGAUUUAUCUAAAGAGACGGACGCUACCUCUGAUUAUCGCACCCACAAAUUCCUUGAUCUUAACAAGCCUCUGUUGAUGCAGGUAUGGAGGGGUGGCUUUACCAAGGACUUCUACCUUGAGCAAGUGCAUCGUCCUCGUCACUACAAGGGCGGAGACAGUGCGCCUCUGUUUGGCAACUUCCUUGAGCCCCUGAGCAAGACCCCUUGGUGGGUAGUGCCCACCGUCUGGGUGCCUCCGGUCGCUUACGGCACCUACCUCUCAAGCCAAGGACUCUCUACCGCUGGCCUGGCUUCUUACUGGAUCAUUGGUCUCUGCAUCUGGACGCUGGUCGAAUACGUCUUGCAUCGCUUCUUGUUCCAUCUGGACCAGUAUCUACCCGACAACCGGGUUGGCCUCACAUUGCAUUUCCUGCUCCAUGGCAUUCACCACUACCUGCCUAUGGAUAGAUUGCGUCUGGUCAUGCCCCCAACCCUUUUCCUUGUUCUUGCCACACCUUUCUGGUAUCUCGCUCACGCUGUCUUUUUCUAUGACUGGAACGCCGCCACUGCAGUCUUCUGUGGUGGUAUCUUUGGAUACAUUUGCUACGAUCUGACUCACUAUUUCUUGCACCACAAGACCCGCUUCUGGGACUGGGUAUUCAAGACCGAGCUGCCCAUGACUCCGCCCAAGGUCAUCAAGACGACUUAA
Aureobasidium vineae is the source of this 1095-nucleotide messenger RNA. Lineage: Eukaryota; Fungi; Ascomycota; Dothideomycetes; Dothideales; Saccotheciaceae. The record is from the annotation of a GenBank genome assembly.